GGAGGCAGAGGCCGAAAGACUGGGAGGAGCCAGAGCCGGGAGCUGCAGCUGCCGCUGCUGCUAUUACUGUUGCUGCUACUUUUCCCAAUCUCCCAGCCUCGGGCAGUCUCCACGGAUCUGCCCUCUCGCUGCUGCUCCCCGCUUCAGGAUCUCUAGCUGUCUCUCCCCUUUCCAACAUGCUUCUGAUCUUGGGGCUCUGCUUGGGCCUCCCGCUCUGUAUAGGGCAUCAGGACCCCCUGGUGUUGGCGGAAGAUCUGGAAGAGGCGCUAAGAUGGGACGCCCCGCAGAUUGGACACCGAGUCCCAAGACAGAUCAGGCUACAACAGAGGCUGAAAACCAAGCCCUUGAUGACGCACUUUUCGGUGAAAUCUACUAUUAUCUCUCGUUAUGCCUUCACCAUGGUUUCCUGUAGCCUGUUGAAUCGGGCAUCAGAGGACAAGGAAUUUGAAUUUCAGAUGCAGAUCCCAGCUGUAGCCUUCAUUACCAACUUCACUAUGGUUGUUGGAGACAGAGUUUAUCAGGGUGAAGUUAUAGAAAAAGAAAAGAAACAUGGUGAUAGGGCAAAAAAACAAGACAAUAAGACCUUGGAAGAUAAUGGUGAAAAGGGGACUGAGACUUUCAGUGCCUCUGUCAAUAUUCCUAGCAAGGAAAAAGCUGCCUUCUUCCUACAUUAUGAAGAGCUUUUGCAGAGAAGACUGGGAAAAUAUGAGCACGUGAUCAGUGUCCGGCCCCAGCAACUUACAGGGAGAUUGCAUAUAGAAGUGAAUAUCCUGGAAAAGUCAGGCAUCGUGUCCCUUGAAGUACCACCCCUGCAAAACAGCAGGCAGAAGGGCAAUGCAAAAGCGGAGGAUGAUGUUGGCCCACCUCCUUCCACAGUCAUCAACCAAAAUGAAACUUUUGCCAGGAUUAUUUUUAAUCCUAGUAUCAUACAGCAAGCCAAGAUUGCCCAGAAUGGGAUUUUGGGAGAUUUCAUCAUUAGAUAUGAUGUGAACAGGGAGCAAAGAGUUGGGGAAAUUCAGGUUCUGAAUGACUACUUUGUGCAUUACUUUGCUCCCAAAGACCUCCCUCCUCUACCCAAGAAUGUGGUAUUUGUCCUUGAUAGCAGUGCAUCCAUGGUGGGAACCAAACUUAGACAGACCAAAGAUGCCCUCUUCACUAUCCUGCAUGAUCUAAGACCACAGGAUCAUUUUAAUAUUGUUGGAUUUUCCAAUCGGAUCAAAGUAUGGCAGAAUCACCUGGUUCCAGUGACUCCUAACAACAUCAGGGAUAGCAAGGUCUACAUUCACCACAUGACACCUACUGGAGGUACAGACAUCAACGGGGCUCUGCAGAAAGGCAUCGAACUGCUUAAUGACCACAUAGCUGACAAUGACAUUGACUCCAGAAGCGUGUCUCUAAUUGUCUUCCUGACGGAUGGGAAAGCCACGGUGGGAGAGACCCAGUCAAGUAAGAUCCUCAUCAACACGAAAGAAGCCGCCAGAGGUCGAGUCUGCAUCUUCACCAUAGGCAUUGGGAAUGAUGUCGACUUCAAAUUGCUAGAGAAGCUGUCGCUGGAGAACUGUGGUAUGACGCGUCGGGUGCAGGAGGAGGAUAAUGCAAAGGAGCAGCUGAUCGGGUUCUACGAUGAGAUCAGAACACCUCUACUCUCUGAUAUCCGAAUUGAUUAUCCACCUGGCUCUGUUGAGCGUGUUACCCAAACUCUUUUUCCUAAUUACUUCAAUGGGUCUGAAAUCAUCAUUGCUGGGAAGCUGGCUGACAGUCAGUUGGACAAUCUACAUGUGGAAGUCACGGCCAGCAAUAGUAAGAAAUUUGUGGUCUUGAAGACGGAUGUUCCUGUUGCCUCCCACAGCACAGAGAAUGAUGUCACAGGGGUUUCCAUUCCGAAGGACCAACAUACUGACCAAAACUACAUUGAGCGGCUCUGGAGUUACCUUACUAUUAAGGAGCUGCUGACUUCUUGGCUGAAGAGUGAUGAUAAACAGGAGAAAGAACUUUUGAUGGAAAGGGCUCGGGCUCUUGCAGUGAAUUACCAUUUCCUCACCCCUUUCACUUCCUUGAAGAUGAAGGAGUUGACACCUGAGGCAACUCAAAUGGCAGCAAAAGAAGUCUAUGGCAGUUCUGCUGCAAUGGGCCCAGAGACAGUUGUACAAAGCUUACAUGGAAAGAAUAUCUCACCAGAGCCUGAUUUCAAGAAACAGUACAACCCAAGAAUUAAAAUCUCCAAAACAUCAGCGGACGGAGACCCUCAUUUUGUGGUGGACUUCCCCUUGAGCAAGCUCACUGUUUGUUUUAACAUCGAUGGGAAUCCUGGAGACAUUCUCAGACUUGUAUCUGAUCACAUGGACUCUGGUGUCACAGUGAAUGGAGAAUUAAUCGGGGCCCCGGCUCCUCCAAAUGGUCACAAGAAGUAUCGGACGUACUUCCGAACCAUCACCAUCCUCAUCAAUAAGCCGGAGAGAUCUUACUUGGAAAUCACACCAAACAGGAUCGUUUUGGAUGGUGGGGACAGAUUAGUUCUCCCUUGCAACCAGAGUGUAGUAGUGGGAAGCCGGGGGCUGGAGGUGUCCGUCUCUGCCAACGCGAACAUUACGGUGACCAUCCAGGGCACGAUUACUUUUGUUAUUCUCAUUCAUCUCUACAAAAAUCCGGCUCCUUACCAGCGAAACCAUCUUGGCUUCUACAUCUCCAAUAGCAAAGGACUGUCAGCCAACUGUCAUGGACUUUUAGGUCAAUUCCUGAACCAGGAGCCUAAACUAACAAAAGAGCCAGCUGACUCAAACUCCAACCGGAAUCACGCUGAACCUGCAGUCUCCCAGGCAGACCCAAGCUCUGAGACCAUUCUGAAGGUGAAAGGACACCGGGUUCCAGUGGUCUGGAAACAGAGGAAGAUCUACAAUGGACAAGAGCAGAUAGACUGCUGGUUCACCAGAAAUUCAGCCAAGCUCAUUGAUGGAGAGUACAAGGAUUAUGUAGCCUCCCAUCCUUUUGACACAGAGACCACUUUUGGAAUAGGAGCAUCCCAAUGAUUUUAGGACAUGCCAGUUCUGGAUAUAAGAACUUAUGGUAGGGAAAUAAAUGACCUUCGAAGCUAUUCUGAUGUAUGCAACUCUUCAUACCACGUCCUGAGCAACUCGGCUACUCUCUGCAAUGUCGAGUUGACCAAAGGAUAGGGAGGGGAGACGUGGGUGAAGAAAUGAUUUCCUUCCUCCUUUCUCCUCUUUUCUUUCCCCUUUCUUACUCACAGGGGAGAAAGAGAUGAUACAAUUAAGUGGGAGAAGCAAGUGAAACCUUGACAUUCUCUAUCACGGCUCCACCAUUCUUCCAUGAAUCUCAACACCUGUCACAAAUUAACCAACUCUUUUGUGAUACAGCUUGGUUGCCUUUGAUGUGGCUUGUCUGGGUCAGCAACUUUACCUUUUGCCUCACUCCAAUGCUUGGCGAGCUCUCCUGUAAAACUAAGUUCUCCUGGAUGUGCGGCUAGAUCCUUGUAUGGGAGCACACUCUAAGCUGUCUGGGGUUAUGGGUCCUAAAAAUAACACAUGGGUUUAAUGAUGGCCAACAACUAUUAUACUUCAGGAAAAUCUCCUCUAUGGUGUUAGCUCACCUUUUUAAAAAUUAGCUUAAUGUUUUAUCUUUUUUUUUUUUGACUUGAGUAGGAAUUGAUAUGAGAUCAAUCCUUCUGCACCUAAAAUCUUUUUAGCUGGAUUUGUAAAUAACUGGCCUUGGCUUGUUUGAUAUUUUCCUAUUUGUUUAGUUAUGCUAAGUCCGUAAAGGAGGGAAAAAUAACAAACAUCAUGUGUAUUUGAAGUAGUCUGCUUGGAAUGCUGAGAAUCUUGCCAGCUGUGUGUUAAGUCACUUACAAAACUGGAGGAAAUCUCUGGUUUGCUCUCAUAGAUUUUGAAUGAUUUUUUUUUUUUUGGCAAUAAAAGGUUCUUCAGGAGAUGAUGAACUGGAUUGUCCCAAAUGGAACUGGGGUGUGUUUUGGAUUCAGAGCAGGACAACUAGUUGAGCAGACUGGCUAGCUUUAGGGGAUUAACUUGCAUGUUCUGGGGAAUAGGAGGGCACACACUUACCUAACCUGAAAAGAAUGCCAGCAUCUCAGACUUACACAGGCCAUCGAGCCAGAAAUCAUGGCGUGAGUGAAGGAGUUUGAUUUUUCUCAGACCUUGGCCAAAUUGGUAUCACAAAAGGAAGAGGAGGAUAGGAGUGGAAAUUAAACCCACAAAUGUUGUCCAUUUAAUUUUUAAACAUCCCAUUUAAAGCCAAAUUGCAUCACUAAAGAGGAAUGAGUGUAAUAGUAGAAAGGAAGCUUUAUCAUUACUCUUUUCCAAUAUCUCUCUACCUUUGGUCUCCUGUUCAAUUAUAUUGUCUUUUAAAUGAAACAAGCCCACAUCAGAGCAAGUGAGGAAGUUUGUCAGGGAAGUAGACAGAUGCAAAGUGUAUGGAGCCAAGUAGAAGAGAGGUGCCAGAAGUUUUCAGCCAAAGAAAUAUUUUAUUUUGAAGAUGGCUGUAUUAGAAGGUCCAAUGUUAACCUCAGGAGAAGUUCCUUAUGUUAGGAAAACUGCCAAACUAACCCUCUCAUGAAAUGUGAAAACAACUCCAGGAUUUGGGGAGAAAUCAGAAUUAAGAAAAUUGUUUGUCGUGUUUGUCUUCCCUUGGAAAACAUCAGAAAUAGCCAAAUGUCAUCCACGUGUUACAGUUAGAUCCAGACAGCUUCAGGGGAAGUAGGUUAGGUCACAAUACUGUCUAAUUUCUCUAACUUUUCUUAAAUCAUCAACUUCUGUCUUUAACAACACAUGGCCAGGAAUUGAUCUCCUGUGCUGUCAGUUAUAUUCCUUAUUCUGCUAUCCUGUUCUUUCCUCCUCUCUCCCCCUUCCCCCUUCUCUUCCUUCUCUCUCCCCCUCCUCCUCCAUUUCACAUUUCCUCUCUCCAUCUUCCUCUCUCUUUCCCACUUUCCCCCAUCCUCUUUGUAUUCUCUCACUCAGUACUGUCUCAAAAUAGCUUCUUGCUCUGAGACAAUAGGUGCAGAGACAUCUAGUCUAGACUACAAGGCGAUUGUUAUACAAUUAGUGAUGCUCAGAGAGAAGGGAGCAGCAGGAGCCAAAACCCAAAAGGAAUUGGACAGGCUGUUGAUGGUCCUUUAUCUCUUUACAUGUUAGUGCCUCAAAUGGGCAGAUAUAGCCCAAAUGAACCUAGUCCAUUUUAAGCAUUCAACAAAAUUCAGAAUGAGGACUUUAGAUUAAAAGGAUUUCUUGACUGUGAGGUUCUUUAAAGGUGGAACCAGGCAAUCAUUUUACGGCCAUUUUUCCUUGUCAUCUUUAAGUUUGUCUGUUCCCUUUCUAGGUCUCCCCGAGGCAGCAGGAGUGGGAGAGAGAACUUACUUUUAAGCCAGGAAAGGCCCUGCUCUGGCCCAUAAUGAUCACAUGACAUUUGGCAACUCAUUUCAGGUCACAGACUAUCAAUUGCAUAAAAGGUGCUGACUUGUCAUGGUAGAGGGAAUUGCUCAUCCUGGAGUUCCUCUACAACUCCAGAUCCAGGCUUUAUCUUUUAGACUCUUUAAGUAUAAUAAGUACUUAACUGAAGACAUUAGCAGGAGUGUAGGGAUCAAUUAUCAAAGGAAGAGGAAGAGGAGCAGCCAAAGCCUUAAGAUUUUAGUAGGAACAGAAAUAAAAUUAGAAUUCAUCCCUUCUUACUCCUCCUUCCUGGUCCUUUGAGGAGCUUAGAACAACACUCCCCUUACAACCAUUCUGCUUCCUAACAGCCUUCUUCUAACUUGGUCCAAAAAGACCCAUGUGCUGGGGUUUGGCCAUGUCUCCUUAAGAUUUGUUUUAAAUGACCGUUCCCAAAGGUCCUUAAUUUGCCUUCCUUUUGGUACCUUUGGCAUUCUUGGACUUUGUCAGACCUAGACAAUAGCAGGAUCUAUUGGUGGAUCUUUCUUCUGGAGCUUUGGGGAUGAGUGGGAUAUCCAACUGAUUUUGAUCAGAAACACAUUCUGAUUUUCUAAUCUUACUACCUCCUUUCAAGUAUCUAGAAAGGGAUAUGUACAAAGAUGAUUUUCCUGGGAUAUCCUACCACGAUGUGACCUUGUGCCUCAGUUUGACCAUCUGUAAAAUGAGGAGGUGGACCAGCUGAUUUCUAAGUUCCCUUUGCAGCUCUAAAGGGCUAUUGUUGUAAUAGGGGUUAAAGAAUUGCAAUAAUUUCUUUGCCUUUUCGAUUUCUCUAGUGCACAAUGACAUACUUAUGGGAAACUGGCUAGAAGUCUGGAUGCACUCUGUGACUGGAAACCUAAAUUAGCUAAUAGAUUUUAUCAGUUUGUGACUUUGCCUUUCUGUCUCACACUUUAAGCAAUUAUAAGCAUUUAUUAGGCACCUACUUACCAUAGAAUACUGUGCUAGGCAACUGGGCAUACAAAAGCCCUAAUGAAAUCAUCCCUGCUUUCAAGGAGGAGUGACAUUCCUUUUGAGGAAGAUAUGAGCCCAAACCAAAUGAAUUAACUAGACCACACAUCUAUUACCAGAAGUGAAACUGUAAGAGUUCUCUGCCAGUGGGAAUAUUUUGCAAUCACUAAUAGUUCAUUCUCAGUUCUUGGUGCUUAUGGUUAAUUAGGAAGGAGGAGUUAGGAGGAUGCUGUGAAUUCAGUCAACUUGACAACACUCUUUUGGGUCUCCCUGAGGCACACUGGUAUUCUACAAAGGUCUUUCGAUCUGUACUUUUCUUAUUGGGUAGUUCUAGAGAAGGGAUUUGUGUGUUCACUCAGUACAUGAAGAUAUUAAUGAAUAGGAACUUCAGAAUCCUAAAGGUUUUUUUUUAUUGCUAUUAUUGUGAUACCUAAAAAUAUCUUCCUCCCCUUUCUAGUAAGACGUUCCUCACAACAAGCCAGCAAACAAAUAAAGAAGGAAAAAAAUCAGUAAAACUAAUCAAUAUAGCAAUUUAGUCUGGCUGUAUAAUAUAGUGUUCUGUUUCGACAGUUCCCCACCUUGAUAAAGAGGGAGCCACAUUACUUCAUUUUUUUUGUGUGGAAUAAUUACGUUACAGUUGCAUAGAAUUCAACUUCUUUGUGUGUGUAUUUGGCGUUGGGGUGGAUUUUGGAAUCUUAAAAUAAUGGACAAAGAAAAGUGGUUUAUGUAAAAGUUCGAAACAUCUUGUCCCCUUCUCCUUUAUGGGAUGAAUGUUCCAAAGAUAAGAAUAUGGAUAGUUCAGUGAGGGUGCUGGAAAAGUCAGAAAAAAAAGGCAAUUCCAUUACAAUUGUGUGCUUAUCUUUUUAAUCUAUAAAAUAAAUAUAUACUAAAUGACUUUGAGAAUGCCAUUUUUUUCCCUUCACUUAAGGCAACUUCUUCAGUCAACAGCUUAGCAUCAACUCAGCAAUUGGCAAAUAUUGACAGUGAUGCUGGUAAGGGUACUAAGUUUGGUUCAAGGAAAAGUUGGGUGUGGAUAAAAGGCUUAGGUUUGAAGGGAGAGGCAAAAAGUAUUUGAGUACCCAGAAAGAUCAAGCACCUUGUGUUUGUUUGAGAUGAAACUAAUUUAAAACAUUUCCAGCUGUGUGACCUUUCAGAGAUCCAGCACCUGAAUCUCAGAGAGAAAUUUAGUUCAGGACAUUAGCUUUCCAAACCUGAAUGUGAUCUUUACUUUAGUCUUAUAAUCACUAGGGAGACAAUGGGAAGAACAAGGGCCUUCGACCAGAGUUUAAAUCCUACUUCUGAUGCUCACUACGUGGGGCAAGUCAUUUAAUGUCCUUGGCCCUCAGUUUCCUCAUCUGAAAGAAGGAUGGAUUUAAAUGACUUCUGAUGCUCCUGGGUCUAGCUCUGGAGAACUCAGUAAUAUGUUGAUUAAUAUGGAGUUGGAAUUGACUUUUUUUAGGUGCUUCCAGGAAUACUUGUUAGUCUGAAUUGAAAACUGUAUCCUGAUGGAUAAAUUAGGUGACUGCUAGCCCAAUUUCCUUCACAUUUUUCAAAUAAAAUGUGCCUUCUGGCUAAGCUGAGUCAUGAAUAAUGUAAGCCUCUUCUUUCUCAAAGGCUUCCUAAGAGGAAUUUUAAGUCACUCAGGGUGGGUAUGCUCAAUUCCACAGUUCUGUGAUUAAAAGAAGAUGGAACCCCUACAGCAAGCAAAUGACACAGCUGAACAGAUGUGACAGUUUUACUUCAAAUGUUUAUUACAAUCCAUAAAAAGCAAAUAAAAAAUAAUAAAAGGACAUUUUUAGAAAGUCAAUUACAGUAUAAUAGUUGAUUUCAAUUUAAAAGGAAAGGACUUUUUGCAAGAGGGAUAUUUUAUUUUUUAAAAAGUGGUUGAUUUUUUAGUAUAGCUUGGUAUUUUUUUAGGGGGGAUACUUUUUAGGGGACUAAAAGGGAAGCAAGAAUGUAGAACUCCUCCACCAUUACAGCAAAAAAAAAAAAAGCAGCCUUGUGGUCCAUAUUCUAUCCAUUAAUGGAUGGGUUUGAAAUAUACAAAAGUCAAUAGACAAACUAAACUGGUAUCAUCAACAAAGUCCAAUUGUAAUAUGAAAAUGACCAUUCAAAGCAACAUGAUUGCAGUUUCUCCUUGUUGGUCUUUCAAAAAGGCAUCAAGUACAAAUGAAUAGCACUUAGUUCUGCUGUCCUGAGAACAAUAUAUUACCUUCCUUCCCAUAGUUUCUCUCAUAUUCUUAUUCCACUUACAACCAUUGAUCAUCCAAAUUCCUCAGAUAAAUUUUCCAGUUACUUUCUUGCAUCUCAAGGGUGUUUUAGGAUCACAGAUUUGGACCUGGAAGGGACUUUAGAGGCUGUGGAAUCCACCAUUUUGCAGAUAGGGAAAUUGAGAGCAUUUAUGUGACUUGCCCACAUCACAUAGCUGGUAAAUAUCCAGAGCAAAAUUUGAACCCAACUCUUAUUGACUUGAGUCCAUUGUCUUAUUCUCUAAACCAAGCUGCCUGGUUUCAGGUGACAUUUUCCUUGAUUGUUUCAAAGAGAGUUUUGCCAAUUUUUUUUGACACUUCUCUGAUCCUGCAGAACUGCCUGUCUCAUCACUCAUAGUGAGUGGUCCUUCUGGGUCUCAUUUUAAAAUCGUUUUGAUAAAUAUUAAGAACCUGCUGUACUCAAGAGACUGGACCAGACAUUGGGAACACAAAAAUGAAAAAUAUAGUCCUUGCCUUCAAGGAACUAAUGGGGAGCACAACAUAAAAACAAUCACAGCAGGAAAAAAAGAAUAGGAGAGGAGAGAGAAGGAGAGAGGAAAGUACAGGAAAAUUAAGGAGAUCAAGAGAAAUUUCCUGUAAGAGGGGGAUUUAAGGAGCCAGGAAGGAGACUGACCCACAUAAAACUGAGAUCUAAGCAACAUCUAAAAAGACUGAAUAAUUCAAAAGAUUUGAAUAAGCUGGUGAUGGGGAAGGGUUGGUAUUAAAAAGGGGACAAAUAUAGGACUCCUAUUAAGAACUAAAACAAAGCCAGCUAGUUUGGCCUGUGUACAGUAUAGCAUCUGAACUCUAAAAUCUGAACGGCCAGAUAAUGGACACAGAUUCCUUCUUGCUUAUUUAUAGGGGCAUUAAUCCCCAAGGCAGAUGUUUUCUUAAGGGGGAUGGAAAUAAAUGAAAAAAGUAUAAAUGGGAAAUAGGCAGGCAAAUUAAAGUUUCUGAAAUUGGCAAUCAACAUAUACCACCUAGAUUAAAAUUAUCCUCCAUAGUACUGUUUUAUACACAGUGCUAUAGGAAUCAAUAGUUAUUUUGUGUACUCACAAGGAACAUUCAAAUGGGAGACAUUGUCUUCAAAGGUGCAUGUGUUCUCAAUCCUGGCAGAAUUUUUCACAUAAUCAUGCUGCUCCUGAAGAUGCAUGUCCUAUUUCUCUUCUUGCUUUUACUGUUAUAUUUAUUUUAAAAAUGGAUAUGUUUUGUUUUUCCAUGACAAAUAUGUACAGAUUGUCCCUACUCUGUAAAAGCUUUCUUAUAAUCAAGUUGAAGAAUUAAAUAAAUUUGGUAAUACAAUGA
This is a messenger RNA of Antechinus flavipes (yellow-footed antechinus), 9952 nucleotides long. RefSeq names its product inter-alpha-trypsin inhibitor heavy chain 5 (gene ITIH5). The record is from RefSeq and is a predicted model, not a curated record. Gene Ontology annotation, biological process: hyaluronan metabolic process. Bases 177 to 3026 code for a protein of 949 amino acids. The transcript has 14 exons. Gene Ontology annotation, molecular function: serine-type endopeptidase inhibitor activity. Lineage: Eukaryota; Metazoa; Chordata; Mammalia; Dasyuromorphia; Dasyuridae.